UAAUUAUUAGAGUUCAGACCUUUGAACGUGCAUUGGAGGGGAGGGUAUUAUUGGGGGAGGGUAUUAUUGUUUCAACCUCUUGCUGGAGAGGGAUGAGAAUUUUGCGAAAUCCUUAUAUGGACAGAGUUUGCCGUUUCAUUUACAAUGAUUGUGAUUAUGGUGAACGCAAUGGGGGUUUGGACAAUGUUCUUAAAAGAAAGUUGGCUAGUUCAAAAGAAGAUGAAACUUCAUCACAACAUAAAAAUAAUUCCGAAACAACAUCACAACAAACGCUACAAACACAACAAAAUAAUGCGAACAGAGAAGAAUUAUUGUCAAAACAAACAUCUUUAAUACAACAACAAUUAAUUAGAGCAACAACAACUGCUAUAAUGAAAUCUGAACAUUUAAUUAACGAGUUCUCUGCUAAUAAUCCAACAAAAAAUCCAACUCCACAAAGAACAACAGAAUCUCAACCAAUUCCAAAACCUAAAAAUUCCGAACCUCUGAGAGAACAAAUGCAAAAUGUUGUAGUUCGUAUAAAAAAUGCAAUUUCUGAAGUUUCUCAAUCACAAAAUGAACAAAUAAGAACAGGUGUUUCUACAAAUGGAAGUAGUUCUUCAUCUCACACAGAGACGUUAAAUAGCAAUGAGUGUAUGAUGCCUGAUGAUCCAGAAAUAAUAGAUAUAGAUGAUGAGGAUGGUGAUGAAGAAAUUGCUGUUAACAAUGCUGAAGCGCUUUGGGGAAAGGAGGAUUUAGUAAAUAUGAAACUUGGAAGAAAACACGACGAUAAUUUCGCCCCCGUGCAAUGCUUAAAAUGUGGGGAGUGGGUUAAAGGAAGAGCUAUUUGUCUUCUUUAUCAUAUAAACACUCGUCAUUUAAUGCUGCCUAUAUUCAAGUGUUUAGCUUGUCCAAAGGACUUUUAUUAUGUAAAUGAGACAGCUCCAAAGAAGCACAUGAUCAGUUUUCAUCAAAGCGACUUCUCCCAAUUCGAGAACAAUUAUAUGAAAUAUUCGCAAAUUUUGCGGGAUAGUCGAGCUGAAUUUUAUGGGGAGGCUUUAAUGAAUCAAAUGGGAGUUAUUGCAGCUCAAAAGACAUUUGCUGGUGACAAAAGAAAAAAGGCUAAUAAUUCAAAAAAGGAGGGGAUUAAUAAGAAACCAAACAGUGGGUCCAAAUCUCAGGCUAACAUGCCAACAACUAGUAGCAGUAAUAGUUCAACCACAACUGUUGAAAAAAUUUUAGAACAAAUUCAGUCGUCUUGUGUUCCAAAAAUGGAGAAUAUUAAUAAUCGGAAGAAAAUUAUUACAAAGCGGACUUAA
This is a messenger RNA of Meloidogyne enterolobii, 1298 nucleotides long. Lineage: Eukaryota; Metazoa; Nematoda; Chromadorea; Rhabditida; Meloidogynidae. The record is from the annotation of a GenBank genome assembly.